Messenger RNA from Astyanax mexicanus (Mexican tetra), 2566 nucleotides. Its product is annotated as tripartite motif-containing protein 16. The record is from RefSeq and is a predicted model, not a curated record. NCBI's taxonomy places the organism in Eukaryota, Metazoa, Chordata, Actinopteri, Characiformes, Acestrorhamphidae. Gene Ontology annotation, molecular function: protein binding; zinc ion binding. The coding region runs from base 40 to 1734 and encodes 564 amino acids. The transcript has 6 exons.
CCCUCUCUUUGCUCUGUUCGUCUCUGUGUGAGCAGUAAAAUGGCAGAAGCUGCUGUAAAAUAUCUGGAUUCUUUCAGCUGUCCGAUCUGUCUGGAUCUACUGAAGGAUCCAGUGACUAUUCCCUGUGGACACAGUUUCUGUCUGGGCUGUAUUAAGGACUGCUGGGCUGGAGAUGAUCAGAGGAAGGUCUACAGCUGCCCUCAGUGCAGACACACCUUCACUCCAAGGCCUGUUCUCAACAAGAACACCAUGCUGGCUGAACUAUCUGAGGGUCUGAGGAAGACGAGGCUCCAAGCUGCUCUUCCUUCUGCUGAUUCUCCUGCUGGAUCUGGAGGUGUGGAGUGUGACGUCUGCACUGGAACGAAACACACAGCUGUUAAGUCCUGUCUGGUGUGUCUGGCCUCCUUUUGUGAAGCUCAUAUUCAGCCUCAUUAUGAAGUUCCUGCCUAUAAGAAGCACAAGCUGGUUGAAGCCUCCAUGAACCUGCAGGAGAAGAUCUGCUCUCUUCAUGAUAAACUACUGGAGGUUUUCUGUCGCACUGAUCAGCAGUGUAUAUGUCUUCUGUGUGUGAUGGAUGAACACAGUGGUCAUAAGACAGUCUCAGCUGCAGCAGAAAGAGCUGAGAAACAGAAGCAGCUGGUGGAAACUCAGAGGAAAUCCCAGCAGAGAAUCCAGCAGACGGAGAAGAAACUGCAGGAGCUGAGACAGACUAUGGAGACUCUCAGGCGCUCUGCACAGGCAGCAGUGGAGGACAGUGAGAAGAUCUUUACUGAACUGAUUCAGUCCAUGGAGAGAAGACGCUCUGAGGUGAAAGAGCUGAUCAGAGCUCAGGAGAAGACUGAACUGAGUCUGGCUGAAGAUCUCCUGAAGAAACUGGAGCAGCAGAUUGCUGAUCUGAGGAGGAGAGACGCUGAACUGGAGAAGCUUCUACACUCAGAGGAUCCCGUCCAUUUCCUCCAGAGUUUCCAGUCUCUCUCAGCUCCUCCUCAAUCUGCAGACUUACCCCAAAUCCCAGUCAGUCCACAAUUCUCCAUGGAGGAACUGAAGAAAGCUGUGACUGGAGUGAUGGAACGAGUGGAACCGAAACUGCUCAGAUUUUCUGGAGGGUUCAUUUCUUCAUCCAUGACGGCUGCUCCUCUUCAGAAACCACAACAGCUCCUUCAGUCUCCUGAACCAAAGACCAGAGAGGACUUCCUGAAAUAUUCCUGUCAGCUCACUCUGGAUCCAAACACAGCACACAGAAAACUCGCUCUGUCUGAGAGAAACAGAAAAGCUACAGUGAUGCCCCAGAAACAACAAUAUCCUGAUCAUCCAGAGAGAUUUGAUGAAGUUCAGCAAGUUCUCUGUAGAGAAAGUCUGUCUGGACGCUGUUACUGGGAGGUGGAGUUUAGAAUCAGUAAUGUGGAUAUUGCAGUCUGUUAUAAAAACAUCAGCAGAAAAGGAGGAAGUAAUGAGUCUGGAUUUGGGUCUAAUGAUCAGUCCUGGAGUCUGAAAAACUGGAACUCCAGUUUCUCUUUCAGACACAGUAAUAAACAGAUUAACCUCCCUGUAGUCUCCAGCUCCUCCAGAAUAGGAGUGUAUGUGGAUCACAGUGCAGGAAUUCUGUCCUUCUACAGCGUCUCUGACACAAUGACCCUCCUCCACAGAGUCCACACCACCUUCACUCAGCCCCUCUAUCCUGGAUUUGGGGUUUAUUAUUUUGGUAAUAUUGUUCAGAUAUGUGAUCUUAAUUAAUCUUCAGAUAGAAGCUGAUCAUGUGAUCAUCUACAGUCUUAUGGCGAGUUUAGUAAAAUCCAGUCUAUCCUCUGACAGACUAUUAGAAACAACAUGUAAUACAGCAGCUUUAAGUCUGUCCUGUGUGUUCAAUACAUUAUCAAACAGAAAUAAACUAAACAUUUGUUGUUAAUUACAGUAUUUAUAUUAUAUUUUAAUAUGCCAUUUCGUCAAUAUAUAAUCAGUAAAAGUCUAAAAAAAGUACAUUUUUAGUAAGCAGAGUAAUUUCACUACAAACUGUGACUAGUAGAAUUUUUUUAUACCAGUCCGAUACUUUGAAUUCGAUACUGAUAUCCAAACAACACUUUUUUCCCAUAUUUUUUUUCUUUUUUUUUACAAAAGUAACAAAAAUGUAUUAUUAAUCUGACACAACGUAUUUAUUUAACAGCCGACAUGAAUAAUCUCUUUCUCAUACUGUCAUCAUGAGAGGCUCCAUCUGUUUAGAUCUUGUUGGAACAAAAACAAGAACAUGUUUGUGGCUCUUUAUUAAGAACAAAAACAACAGCAUUACUUGUAUUUAUAAACAAUUAUACUUAUAAAAUUGUACUAUAAAUAUUUUUCAGUAAGCACACUGCUGCAUACAGUUCAGUUUUAAAGAGUUUGUUUUUAAGACAUAAGAACAUAAAAUGCUCACUCUUUCCUGACUGAUGGUCCAGAAAUUAAUGAGUACAAAUAACAACCCAAAAGAAAAUUAAUUCACAAUAUUUUUAUUUUAUUUUAAUGAUUAAAAUGAUACUUUGCAUUAUUCAAAAAUAUGUUUGUAUAUGUCUUUUAUUGAAGUAAACCUUCAGUU